GCUCUUAGAGGCCGAGGGAGAGGAUGCCGUUGCCACGCAACGCCAAGAUGCUGAGCACCAAGCAGCCCCGAGCAGGCAAGGCGGGCCCUGCCGCAGAGAAUGCCAAGCCUGAGAAGGAAGAGAACUGUCAAGCCAAGAGGUCUCCAUCCUCACCCCAGGGCGGGCCCAAGAAGAGGUCAGCAUUUGGGGACAUCACCAAUGCUCACAAGAACCAGGUGAUGGCAGGGAAGAAGGAGGCUGUGAAAGUGGCACCACACAAGGCACAGAGGGCCCUGGGGGUUGCCAAGAACAAUGAGAUCAACCUGAAAAAGUCAAUGAAGAAAACUCCCCCUACAGAGGCUCCUGCAGAGGCCAAGGAGGAUCCUGUGCCAGAGGCGCUGGUGCCUGCGCAGGUACCAGAAGUGGAGGACAUAGACAAGGAGCAGCUGGGAGACCCCUAUGCCAAUGCAGAGUACGCCAAGGAGAUCUUUGAAUACAUGCGGGGAAGAGAGGAGAAAUUUGUCCUCCCCAACUACAUGGAGAAGCAGACAGACAUCAGCAGGGACAUGCGUGCCAUCCUGGUGGACUGGAUGGUGGAGGUGCAGGAGAACUUUGAGCUGAACCAUGAGACUCUGUACCUGGCCGUGAAGCUGGUGGACCACUACCUGGUGGAGGUGGUGAGCAUGAGGGACAAGCUGCAGCUCAUUGGCUCCACCGCCAUCCUCAUUGCCUCCAAAUUUGAGGAGCGGUGCCCACCGUGCGUGGAUGACUUCCUCUACAUCUGUGACGAUGCCUACAAGCGGGAAGAGCUCAUUGCUAUGGAGAUGAGCAUCCUCAGCACCCUCAAGUUCGACAUCAACAUCCCCAUCCCCUACCGGUUCCUGCGACGCUUUGCCAAGUGUGCCCGUGCCACCAUGGAGACACUGACGCUGGCCCGCUUCCUCUGUGAGAUGACCCUGCAGGAGUACGACUAUGCCCGGGAGAGCCCCUCCAAGCUGGCCGCCAGCUGCCUGCUGCUGGCACUCAUCAUGAAGAACCUCGGUGGCUGGACCCCCACACUGGAGUACUACAGCGGGUACCGCUCCCAGGACCUGCACCCCCUGGUGAAGAGGCUGAAUUUCCUGCUCACGUACCAGCCCCACGACAAGCUGAAGGCCGUCCGCACCAAGUACUCACACAGGGUCUUCUUUGAGGUUGCCAAAGUCACCCCCAUGGACAUGCUCAAGCUGGAAGAGACACUGAAGAGCUGCUAGCACUGUCCCUGUAAAUA
Messenger RNA from Egretta garzetta (little egret), 1249 nucleotides. RefSeq names its product cyclin B3 (gene CCNB3). Gene Ontology annotation, molecular function: cyclin-dependent protein serine/threonine kinase regulator activity. NCBI's taxonomy places the organism in Eukaryota, Metazoa, Chordata, Aves, Pelecaniformes, Ardeidae. Gene Ontology annotation, biological process: mitotic cell cycle phase transition; regulation of cyclin-dependent protein serine/threonine kinase activity. The transcript has 11 exons. Bases 24 to 1232 code for a protein of 402 amino acids. The record is from RefSeq and is a predicted model, not a curated record. Gene Ontology annotation, cellular component: cytoplasm; nucleus; centrosome.